AUGGGUGUCCAAGAUAUUGUUGGAAAGCACUUGAGGUAUAGGUAUAAAAAGUUGAUUUCUUCUGAGGAGGAAUUAGCAAGGCCUAGAAGUAGUUCUUGUGUGAAGAAAAUGAAUGGAGGAUUGAAGGGUCUUCGCUUAUGGCGAUCCAGAAAACUUAUACUUAAGGCAUUGUCCGUGAUGGUAUUGCCAAGCAGAAUUGCCAGAGUCUAUGCUGAUAUUAUUAGCAGAAUCAAGAUGGAUGAUCUUUAUCCCAAUAUCAUCUUCUACACUCAAUGGGGACUUCCAGUUUUAUCUCACCCAUCUGUUAAAUGCAGAAGAAGUAUGAGAAAUAUGGCAUGA
Messenger RNA from Manihot esculenta (cassava), 339 nucleotides. RefSeq lists its product as uncharacterized. The coding region runs from base 1 to 339 and encodes 112 amino acids. Lineage: Eukaryota; Viridiplantae; Streptophyta; Magnoliopsida; Malpighiales; Euphorbiaceae. The record is from RefSeq and is a predicted model, not a curated record. The transcript has a single exon.